CACACACCGCCUCGCCCGCACCCCACCCCGCUCGCGCGCACGGCGGUGUUUGUCCCUCGCCGCCCGCCGUAGCUGCCCGCGCGCAGGCGCGUGGCGGCGCCGCAGAGCAGCAGGGCGCAAGGACAGAGAGGGGCCGCGCCGAGGAAAUCUAAUCACCAUGUCGUCUGCACUGUUGCCUAAGCCGCAAAUGCGGCGCCUGUUGGCCAGGCGGAUGAAAUUUCACCUGUUUGGGGCAUUUUUCGUAUCUCUGGGAUGUGCGGCAUUAUACAAGUUUUUAGUUGCUGAGCCCAGAAAACGAGCUUAUGCAGAGUUCUAUAAAAACUAUGAUCCCAUGAAGGACUUCGAAGCCAUGAGGGCAGCUGGUGUGUUUGAGUCUGCACCACCCAAAUGAUGGUUACGCAUUUACAGGUAAUAAACUAUUUGAUCCCCUUCAGUCCAAGGAGACUUGAUGACCGAACCUUAUUUGUUCACUGAAUUGUAAGGCGAUAUGCACUUCAGUGCACGGCACGCUUUGAUGUAACUCAAUAAAUAAAAUACCUGCGUCA
Cuculus canorus (common cuckoo) is the source of this 545-nucleotide messenger RNA. RefSeq names its product cytochrome c oxidase subunit 6C. Gene Ontology annotation, biological process: mitochondrial electron transport, cytochrome c to oxygen. NCBI's taxonomy places the organism in Eukaryota, Metazoa, Chordata, Aves, Cuculiformes, Cuculidae. The coding region runs from base 158 to 391 and encodes 77 amino acids. The transcript has 4 exons. The record is from RefSeq and is a predicted model, not a curated record.